Messenger RNA from Oppiella nova, 2208 nucleotides. Lineage: Eukaryota; Metazoa; Arthropoda; Arachnida; Sarcoptiformes; Oppiidae. The record is from the annotation of a GenBank genome assembly.
AUGCCUGAAAUGACUGCACAAACUCGGAGUAAUGAAUCCAUAAUUAAUACCCAAAAUGGAAACAAUAUUUCUGCGAAUAUUAACAACUUUAAUGGUGUUAAUCAACCUCUUAGACGCCUGUCCAUUAGUGAUCGAGACUUUGAUAACGUGCCCCAUAAUACAUACAAUACCACACAAACCAAUGGAACACCUAAUGUCAGAAUAAUACCCAUCACCACAAGUCCGCCCCGAGUGAUAAACAACUACCAAAUGAAUGGUAACACCAAUAGAGUGGCGCCAAUGCAUACGCCGGCAGUGGCACCGGUACCUGAAAAGGUCGGGUUUAACGGCAGUUAUAAUGGAGGGAUACGUAUGCCGUCAGAGAAACAAGAGUUUGAGGUGUUGUGGCAUCAGUUGAGCUAUAAUAUAAAGGGACGUCUGUUUUCCAAGCAAAGUAGGCGUACUAUACUUCAUCAUCUGAAUGGAUAUUUCCGGAGCAGUGAAGUGACUGCUAUUAUGGGUCCCAGCGGUGCCGGCAAAUCAACACUACUUGAGAUUAUUGCCGGUCGGCGCCGACAGGGAGUGGUGGGUGAGGUGCGUAUCCGAGGCGUGGAUGAGGUGAAGAUCGGAUUUGUACCACAAGACAACUAUCUGAUGGAGUUGUUGACCGUGAAGGAGACCCUCGUGUUUGCCUCCAAACUGAUCCACACAAAGCUGGACUCAAACGACCACAACGUAAUCGCCGAUAAAGUGAUCCAACGCUUCGGACUCGAGAAGAUCUCCGACACGAAAGCCAAGCGAUGCAGUGGUGGUCAACGCAAACGGCUGUCCAUCGCCCUCGAGAUCGUCUCCAAACCCAAUAUCCUAAUCCUGGACGAGCCCACCACCGGACUCGACAGCCCCUCCUGUACUCACGUACUGAAUAUUCUGCAAGAAUUGGCCGCUAAUAAGACCAGUCCCGUGGCUAUCAUCGCCACAAUACACCAGCCCUCUGUCAACCUAUUCAACAGCUUUCAUAGGAUCUAUGUGUUGACUAACAGAGGCAGGUGUAUAUACCAGGGUCCUCCCAGAAAUCUGGUGCCGACUUUGAAUCGUGUGGACAUUGUCUGCGAUCAGUUCACAUCGCCGGCCGACUAUAUCAUCGAAAUCGCUGCCAACGAUUACGGACCGAUACCCAUGAAAAAGAUGUGCGAAGUGGCUAUGAAUCAGGACCUGGAUCACUUGACCACAAUGGAUACCCGUCCACUUUCUUCCACUCUGAAGAUCUUUUCGUUCCCAUUUUGGAAGCACCUGAAGCUACUGUAUAUUCGGUCGCAGAUUGUCAUAUACAGAGACCCCUUCCUCACAAUCCUUCGUAUAAUUAUGAGUGUAUUCUCGGCGGUCAGUCUAUCCAUACUGUUUGGCCGUGAAAUUGGCAAAACCUCCGGAUGUCCGCCCCGUCCAAUAGAGCUGUACUCAACACCCGUCACCGUUUUGUCCAAGAAGUUUGAGACCGACUUGAAUAGCGUUAUGCAAAAUGUAUGCCUACUGUUCCUGGGAAUUAUGGUGGGAUUCCUGAGCGGACUCACACCUACUUUACUUAACUUUCCCAAAGAGAUGCAGGUCUUUCACAAGGAGUACCACAAUAGCUGGUACUCAUGUAUUACCUACUAUUUGGCGAAAGUUUUAUCAGACGUUCCGUUGCAGGUGAUAACGCCGUUGAUAUAUAUGGUGAUCACGUACUGGUACUCCAACCAACCCCACGAACCCAUCCGUUUCGGACUAUUGCUAUUCAUAUCAAUAAUAUUGAGUUUUUUGGCGCAAAGUAUAGGCGAGUGUACGUCAGCCAUCUAUAUGGACAACCAGAAUGCAGCCGUAUUUGCGGGCGGACUCAUACCCCUCCCGAUGAUACUGUUUGGCGGCUUUCUCGUGAAGGUCGAGCGAAUGCCUGUCUAUUUGCAACCCCUCUCAUGGCUAUCGUUCCUUCGGUUCGCCUUCGAGGCACUCAUGAUCAGCACCUAUGGUAUCAAUCGGUGUGAAUAUAAUUACCAGCAGUUCCUCCAGACUGUCAACCAGUCGGCCGUUACAAAGCCGUUGUGGGCCGAGUCGUUGCCCAUUCUCAUGGGUUAUGUCGACCAGAAACGUGGUGUCGAGUCCGUGGUCUACGAGACUGAGGAGGAGGAGGAAAAUGCCAACAUUGAGCGCCUGUACCGUGUGUUUGGCGGUGGGGUUAUGAAGGAGGGACAGGGG